CCGCAUCUCCCCCCCAGCCCGGAUGUUUUUGUUUUCUUCCCCCAGUGCAUUUUAUUUCUCGUUUGUUGACAGUUGCGCUCUCUUCCUCCAUUUCUGCGAGGCGAUGAAAACGAUUCCGGUCUAGCGAUAGGAUUUAUUUUUUAUUUAUUUUUCAUAUGUGGAUCACUCCCCCCCCCCUCCUCUCUCUCUCUCUCCCCGUUUCUCCUUUUGUAUUGUUUCAUGUCCAAAGACUAAGAUGAACCCCUUCUGGAAUUUUAUUUGAGGCGCGGGAAAAAGGGGGUCGGAGGCGUUGCAAGAAAGGGUGUCGUCAAGGCUCCUGCAAGAUGAUGCUGAGCCCGGACCAGGCGCUGGACUCGGACCACCCGUCGUCGGCGCCGUCGGACCCGGAGUCCCUGGAGGCCAAAGGGCUUCGCAGCUGCUGCGCCUCGGACUUGGAGGCGCCCGACGGCGACGGGGCGGGAGGCGGCGGCGAGGGUCGCCCGGGGCCGCACCCUCAGCAGCCGCUGAGCCGCGAGGAGAAGCGCCGCCGGCGCCGCGCCACCGCCAAGUACCGCUCGGCGCACGCCACCCGGGAGCGCAUCCGCGUCGAGGCCUUCAACCUGGCCUUCGCCGAGCUGCGCAAGCUGCUGCCCACGCUGCCGCCCGACAAGAAGCUCUCCAAGAUCGAGAUCCUGCGCCUGGCCAUCUGCUACAUCUCCUAUCUCAACCACGUCCUCGACGUGUAGGACAGGCGCGCGCCUCCCUCCAGGGGCGGCGCCAGGCGGGGCCGAGAGGGCAAGAAACCCAGGGCCCGGGGUGGGGUUGACGGCGGUGGCAAGCCGGUAGGGGUCCCCCGAAGGCCCGAGGGCCCGUCCCAGGCUCCCCCGGCGCUUUGCAGAGGCGCUGCCCGCGCUGGAAGCCAAGCGCACCGUGCGCUCCGCGCGGCUUCCUGCGCCCCGAGGGC
Molecule: messenger RNA, 943 nt
Organism: Podarcis raffonei (Aeolian wall lizard)
Lineage: Eukaryota; Metazoa; Chordata; Lepidosauria; Squamata; Lacertidae
Gene: NHLH2
Product: nescient helix-loop-helix 2
Exons: 2
Coding region: 324-725 (133 amino acids)
Biological process (GO): regulation of transcription by RNA polymerase II
Molecular function (GO): protein dimerization activity; RNA polymerase II cis-regulatory region sequence-specific DNA binding; DNA-binding transcription factor activity, RNA polymerase II-specific
Source: RefSeq, a predicted model, not a curated record